Messenger RNA from Xyrichtys novacula (pearly razorfish), 1192 nucleotides. NCBI's taxonomy places the organism in Eukaryota, Metazoa, Chordata, Actinopteri, Labriformes, Labridae. The record is from the annotation of a GenBank genome assembly.
AUGGAGCAGCGCUUCACCUGGGCUUCAGCUCUCGUCCCAGUUCUGGGUUGGCCCAACAGCCAGCAGCUCAUCCUCCGAAGGAUCCUGGCACAGACCUCUAGCAGCAGAUCUGCACCUGCCAGUCCCCCUGGCAGUCCUGUAAGACCAUACACACAGUUUCCUUCCAAUACCACAGAUGAGGCCUUGAAGGAGCAACGCCGCAAGACCCUAGCGGCUCUCAGUGAGUCAGAACCAUCAAAGUUACUGUGUAUUUCGUUUAAACUGUGGUGUCAAGCUCUCCCAGGGUUCUCCCCAGAAGAUGGUGUGGAGUCCAGGCCAGGUGUGCAGGUGCGGUCCCCCAAACCAGCUGUGACCCCCAGACCAGCUGUGGCCCCAUGCGCUGCUCCAAAGAGGUGCCCAUGGAGAGCAGCUCGGGUCCCCUGUGCCCAGUGCUGCUCCAGGACCGGGGUCUCCCCAGGCAGCUGUGGCCGCUACUGCUGCUCGAGGACAGGGCCCUCCAGAGGCAGCUCGGACCCCCAGUGCUUCUCUAGUACUGGGUUCUCUCCAGCCAGCUGAGCCUCACCCACUGUGGGACGUCCCUGAACCAGAGUGGGCAGGAGGGCGAGAAAGGUAAGACUGGCCAUGGAGAAGAGAGAGGAGUGGUUUGAGAGCUGGUGGAGGGGAAAACCAGCUCUCAAACCAACAGGCACAUAUACAGGUAAGUAAUUUCACUCUUUUAAUGUAUUAAACUAGAAUUAUUCUCAUUUAAGUUAAACCUAGUGUCAUUGAUUUGAAGAGAGGUCUUUGGGUUAUUUGAGUUAAAAUAUUGAGGUGGCUUUACUGUGCUUAGUGUUCUAGUUCUUUAAAGUUUGAAAUAAGAGUGUGUGUCUGUGAAGGGGGAGAUUAGUUUUUAGUUUAGUUAGUUUGAUGGGGAGACAAGACAUAAAAGUGGACUUAGGAAAACUAAAGCAGGUAAGAGGUCAAAGGUGACGAGGGGUAAUAAAAAAAGCAGUGCAGAGGUAAGGAUUUUAUUGUGAGUGGUAUUUAUUUUAUUUAAAAGGUAAGUGUUUAAUAUUUUAUCAGAUAACAUACUGCAAAUUAUUCAGCCUUUGUUUGAGUUAUUUUGUAAAGAUUUUAACUUUGUUUAUUUUUCAGGGAAGGACAAAGCAAAGAGCAGAGAAGAGGAGAAGGAGAGGUGAAGGAGAGGAGGUGA